AUGGCAAAUCCAGCAGCUGGACAGCGCCGGGGUGGAGACGAGGGAAACGAGAAGGAGGCGCAGAGCGAACGCGCGUGCGCGGAACAGACGGAAACUGCAGAGCCCCGCGGUGAGUGCUCUCGGCUGGGGAGUGAAGAAACGUGUGACCAGUUCCCUCGUGGAGAAGCGUCGUCUCCUCCCUCCCCUUCCUCCGCAACUUGGAUCCCAGGCGCUGACGCGUAUCUCCUCGACGACGAAGCCAAGCAUCUCCGGCAGCGGGAACUGAACAAAGUUUUCAAGAAGAAACUCUCCGAGUACCACGCCACACGGGCGCGUCGCGGACCUGUGGGCCAGAGGGACGGCGAGGCAUCGGAUUCGGGUUCCUCGCCGACGGAGAAGAAUGGAGACUCUCACGCCGGCGAGGAUCCCGGCAGCGACGGCCGCGCGACUUCGUCCGCGGGCGCUGAGGACUCCGAGAAGAGAGCACGGCUGCACGUCCGGGAGCGGCUCGUCGCGUCUCACGCUCUGAAGGAAGAUUUUCUCGCCUUCGAAGAGACGAAGAAAACCGUGCCGAGACCGGAGCAAAAGAAGACAGCGGCGGAGGUGGCUACGGACCCGCCGUGGUUUCGCCCGCCUGCUGGAUGUGCCACGGUCGGAGACCCUGCGGGGCCGCGGGAGAGGGACGGAGACGGCAGGCCUCGAGAGACGCAAGAGACUCGCGGGCGAGACGAAAGCCGCCGAACUUCCCGCUCGAGAAGCGAACGUUCCGUCCCCCCGUCCUUCCACGUUUCUCUUCACAAGGAAAUCUGCGGUCUCCUCACCUUCAUCCAACCGACGGCGGUCGAAGAAUACAAAACGCUGAAGGCUAUCGCCCGCCUUCAGUUUGCCGCCGCCCUCUCCUUCCCCGGUUGCUCGUGCAAAUGCUUUGGAAGCUUCGCGACGAACAUGAUGCUGCCUGGCGGCGACGUCGACGUCUGCAUAUUGAUUCCCUCGACUUCUUCUCUUCCUUCUGCUUCCACUUCUUCUUCGGACCCUUCUUCGUCUGCGGCUGUUCCUGCCUCCCGCGGGUGCGAGGACGAGCCUCGCGCCGCGUCUGCAACUCGGAAGAGGAGACGCGACGAAGGCAAAGGGGCGUUCCUCGCAUCUCUGCCGCCCGAGGCGGCUCGGCACCACACCGAAAGCGUGGCGCAACUUACGCUGCUCUCCUCCACGCUUCUCCAUCUGAAAGUCGCGCAGGCUCUCGAGCUCGUCGCCACUGCCCGGGUGCCGAUUAUCAAGUACAUCGACGCUGAGACAGGCGUCCCCGUCGACGUCACCGUCAACCAGCCUAGCAGCCUGGAAACCACUGCAUUCGCGAGGGAAAUGCUCAUCAAGUUCCCUCUUCUCCGUCCGCUCUUGCUCCUCAUCAAGCUCUUCCUUAAACUGCGAAAUUUGUCGGAGACGUACCGGGGCGGCGCAGGGAGUUAUUUGUUGUUUACGAUGGGCCUUCUCUUUUUCAAGUCCUGGUCGCCAGCUCAUGAUCCGACGCUGCAGCGUGGCGUGCUUUUCUCUCACCUUCUCCUGGAUUUCCUGCAUUUCUGGGGCAAGCACUGGAACUACCGCGAUUGGGGCGGGUGCGUUCGAGGUCUGGGUCACACAUUUCUGAAGAACGUCCGACCCGAACUGUGGGGCGAGAGACGCGAGCUCUUGUGCAUGGAGAGCCCGACGACACCCGAUAUUGACUUGGGCAAGAACGCGUUCAAUAUUUCCAACGUUCGAGCGGCCUUCCAUCAAGCGUUUGCGGAUCUCAUGGCGCUCGAGGUGGCGUGGGCAGAAGCUGAGGCACAAUGGAGGGCUGCGGCGGUGCCGCGAGGCUGUCGCCCAGACGCGCCUCUUCCUCGCCUCUUUGCGGAAAGCCUCCUGGCGCAUUUGUUCGAUCCUUCGCAUCCGAUCUUUUCACUUCGUGAGCCUCGGCCAGUCAAAACCCGAGAGGAGACUCUGCGCAGCCUCCUCGGCCUGGGAUGUCGCGAAAUAGACGCGAAGAGCUUAGAAACGUCAAGGAGAGAACCUCGUGGAGACGCGAGAAGGGACGGGGACAGUCGGGAGAGAACCGAGGGAGAGAAAGAGCGAGAAGAGAGCAAAGAGAACGCGCAGACGUGGGCAGAGGCGGACCUUCCUCUGGAACUGAUGGAAGAAGUCGCUGCCACGUUUCUCCUGGCGUCGUGGUCUGAGAACGAGGCGACGCAGGGAAGGCCGAAACCGAAAAGAACACAGGCGAAGGGUGAAGCAGAGAAGAAAGGUGAAGGCAACCAGGAGACGGCAGACGGCGAGGCAGAUGCUGACAAUCAAAGGUCGAGGCUGCCUGGCUCCGUUCUUACAGCGCCGCAAGGCGAAGCGUGGAGAAACGACAACGGUGUCUCCGACGCGGACGUCGACGGGGUCUUUUCUGCCUUUCAGUGGACUGCAGACAGCGAGCUCGUGAAGGAAAAAAUGACAAGGUCGUACGCCGCCUUCCUCGCACGGCUCACGGCGCUCGCCUCGUAA
This is a messenger RNA of Neospora caninum, 2502 nucleotides long. RefSeq lists its product as hypothetical. Gene Ontology annotation, molecular function: mRNA binding; poly(A) RNA polymerase activity. Gene Ontology annotation, cellular component: nucleolus; TRAMP complex. Lineage: Eukaryota; Apicomplexa; Conoidasida; Eucoccidiorida; Sarcocystidae. The transcript has 10 exons. The record is from RefSeq and is a predicted model, not a curated record. The coding region runs from base 1 to 2502 and encodes 833 amino acids. Gene Ontology annotation, biological process: RNA 3'-end processing.